GGGCAGGGAGGCGUCCCGGCCGGGGCUGGCACCGCUCUUCCACCCCCCCGCCUCCUCGGGGGUUCCCGCGGGAAGACGGCGGCUCGCCUCCUCCUCUUCCUGCUGCGGGAGGGCGCUCGACGCUUCGGCCUGGCCUGCGGGAAGUUCCCGGCUGCGAAGUGCGAUGCCCCCUAAGGAUCGUGGCAGAGGCAAGCUGCCAGUUCCUCUCCCAAGAGACAUGAUCCUGAAAGACACCGAAGGAAAAGUCUGGAGGCUGGGCAGCCAGAUCGGCCAGGGAGGAUUUGGCUUAAUCUAUUUAGCUUCCCCUCAAAUUCAUGUUCCUGUAGAAGAUGAUGCAGUGCAUGUAAUUAAAGUGGAAUAUCUUGAAAAUGGCCCCUUAUUUUCUGAACUGAAGUUUUACCAGAGGGCUGCAAAACAAGAGCAUAUAAGAAGAUGGAUGAAUCUCAAAAAAAUAAGAUGUUUAGGAAUUCCAGUGUUUUGGGGAUCGGGCUUGGCUGAGUACAAGGGAAAAAGCUAUAGAUUCAUGGUCAUGGAGCGACUGGGGGAAGACCUUCAAAGAAUCUUUGAAGACUGUGGAAGCAGAUUUAAGAAGGAGACUGUUCUGCAACUUGGGGCACGAAUGUUGGAUACUUUGGAAUACAUACAUGAAAAUGAGUAUGUUCAUGGUGACAUUAAAGCAGCAAAUCUACUUUUGGGCUACACCAAUCCACAUGAGGUUUAUCUUGCAGAUUAUGGACUUUCCUACAGAUAUUGUCCCAAUGGGAACCACAAACAGUAUCAGGAAAAUCCUAGGAAGGGCCAUAAUGGGACAAUAGAGUUUACCAGCGUAGAUGCUCACAAGGGAGUAGCCCCAUCCAGACGAGGUGACCUUGAAAUCCUUGGCUACUGCAUGCUGCAAUGGUUAUGUGGGAAGCUGCCCUGGGAACAGAACCUGAAGGACCCUGUAGCUGUCCAGACUGCGAAAACAAAACUCAUGGACGAGCUCCCAGAUUCAGUGAUGGAAUGGGAUUCUUCUGGAAGCAGCUGUAGUGAAAUAUCCAAGUUUUUGGCAUGUGUUUAUGGCUUAGCUUAUGAUGAGAAGCCAAAGUAUCAAGCGUUCAAGAAAAUCCUGCUGGAUGGACUAGAGUCAAGUGGAACUCGCUACGAUGGCCCUCUGGAAUUUUCCGCCGCAGCAGGCACGCGAAAUCACUGCGCUGCUAAAGUGUCAAAAGUUCGCUUACCAAAGCCUACGCCAAAACCAGUUCAGCAGAAGCAAAAAAUGGUGGAAGGUGAAGAAUACGUCUGUCAAAACAAAGCCUGUACUGGGGUAACUGGCAAACAACUCCAAGAUGCAGAAAAGCCAAGUAAAUUAAACAGGAUGCUUCACCAAACACAGCCUCAGCAGGUUCACUUACUGAAGCCGUCACCGAAACCAGCUCAACAGAAGCAAAACACGGGGAAAGAGGAUGAAUCUAACUGCGUAAGCAGGCCCCACGCUCGGGUAACGCGCCGGCAAUUCCAGGCUGAAGAGAAGCCCAUUAAAUCCUACACUACGGUUCAGGAGCCUGACCCCCCCCAACAGUCUGCUGAUCACUGCCUGGAGACUCCAGUACAAGCUAGGAGUGAAGCAGAAAAAGCACAGCUGUACCUGAGAGCAUCAGGCAGUAAAGUGAAAGACACUGCAAGAGAAUUACCACCAUUUGACCUCCAAGCAAUGUUCUCAGAAUCCAAACAGAAACACGAUCGACUCUUUACUACAGAUCAUCCUGUGUCAUCGCCAGAAACUGGUUCUGACAUCACUCAUCCUGCUUUAUCUGUUAUAUUCAAACUUGCAUUUACCGAUGAAACAUACCACUACAGCGUAGCCAUACUUGUACUUCUGCUACUAAUAUUACUUUCCUUGUGUUUUCUUUGACAUCAUGGUUUUCGUAUCUCCAGUGUAAGGGCAUGCAGUGGUGUUCCCAUCACGCAGUUUCUUCUCAAAGUUUCUUUGUUGAAGAUUUCAGUGUUAGUGGCUUGAAAAAGAUGUUUUAAAAUAACUGUCAGUACAGAUCUUUUAAAGGCAAGUUCUCCUCAAUUUCCAAAUCCACACUCAAUAGUUAUGUAUGCACUGAACUCUUUGUACAAGACUGUUUGGUGUUAUGAAUGUUGGGAUUCUUUUUUUUUUUCCUGAAACUGGACCUUUGCUACAGCAACAUUAAAAAAGUCUUAUGAAAUACAA
Grus americana (Whooping crane) is the source of this 2200-nucleotide messenger RNA. It is a transcript of the gene VRK2, whose product is annotated as VRK serine/threonine kinase 2. Gene Ontology annotation, cellular component: cytoplasm; nucleus. Gene Ontology annotation, biological process: peptidyl-serine phosphorylation; signal transduction. The record is from RefSeq and is a predicted model, not a curated record. Lineage: Eukaryota; Metazoa; Chordata; Aves; Gruiformes; Gruidae. Gene Ontology annotation, molecular function: ATP binding; protein serine/threonine kinase activity.